AUGGUUGUAUUUUCGACAUCGCAAGGCACAGCCAGCUCUUCUUUCCAUUGUGCUCUGGCUAAUCUCGAAAAAGCAGUAUUAGAUUACGUCUUUGAUCGCGUGUGCGUACUAGGAUUCAAGCCCGUAUCGGUGCCUGAUCUCGUCUCAAAAGAAGUGACAGAAGCAUGUGGAUACACUCUGCUAGAUGAGCCAGACGUGGCUCUUUCUGGAACUGCCGAAAUGGGUAUAUCAGCUCUUUUGCGGAACAAAACAUUUGCAGAGGAGCAGCUCCCAUUGAGAGUCGUAGCCUUGAGCAGGUGUUAUCGGCCGGAAGUAAGCAGCUCAGCCAGCGAGGCAAAACUUUAUCGUGUCCAUGAGUUCACAAAGGUUGAAAUGUAUGUAACGUGCACACCAGAACAAAGCGAAGCAGAAUUGGAUUAUCUUGUACAAAUACAGAAAGGAACAUUUGAGUCGUUUGGGUUGCAUUGCAGGUAAAA
Messenger RNA from Strongylus vulgaris, 476 nucleotides. The record is from the annotation of a GenBank genome assembly. NCBI's taxonomy places the organism in Eukaryota, Metazoa, Nematoda, Chromadorea, Rhabditida, Strongylidae.